UUGACCAGGAAUCAAACCGGCAACCUCUUGGUGCAUGGGUCGAUGCUCAAAGAACCACUGAGCCACACUGGCUGGACUGUUUUAUCUUUUUAAAGGAUGAUACCUGUAGUUUGAGACACGAGCAGUGACAGAAAAGAUGGGAGAAGACUUGUUCUGAAUAUCGUUCUUUUGACUGGGCUUCCUUGGUGUGCUUUCCUGCUUUCUAGCACUUUGAGCCAACUUUAGGAGCGGAUGGGUAGAUGUCACAUUGAUUCUCAUUGUGCAGUAUUUAAGCUUAUGCCAGGCAGAAAGCCAAAUAGAAUUUUUUUCUUGUCUCUUUCCUUUGCAGUGGUGAGUGAGAGUGUUCUUUUGAGAGUUUUUGAUGCCCAUGAUAAUCUUAUUAGCUUUCAAAGAUUGAAUUUCUGUGCUAAUGGCAUCUGGGGUAACACACGAGGUAUGUUUUGCAUACUUUUUAACCUUGGUUAGCAGCUACUAUAGAAUCACUUUUCUCAGAAACCUUUGUAUACAAGCAAAUAGGAGGGGUGAGGAACCUUUUUUCUUCCAAGGGACAUUUGGAUAUUUGUAACAUCAUUCUCAGGCCAUAUAAAAUUAUAAACUUAAAAAUUAGCCUGCUAUAUUUGGUCAGGCUAAUUUUAUGAGGCGUGUGAUGUUAGCUGGUAUUGAUUUUGGGGACCUUAUUCUGCCUGAGGGCUGGAUGUUCCCCACUCCUAAAAUAGAGUAAUACAAUUUUUCUAGAUAUGGCAUAAGAGUAUUUCAGUGGGACUCUGGUUUGCUAGGUUUGAUAUCAAGAAGGCCAUGAACCUGAGUACAUGAGGCCCAUAUGAUAUACCUCCUUGUAUAUGUAAAAUGUGGCUCUUGGAAGAGGUGGCAAAAAGUUUAAUUAAAAAAGAAUAGUUCCCCUCACCCCCAAUACCGAUUUUGUAAAAGGUUAUGCUUUGGAGAGGGGUGUUUUAGAGCCAAUUAGGCUAAAACAUUACAGAUUCAAUCAGGGCUUGAGAAAAUGGUCAUCUAGUUGCCUGAUUUUAAGGGACAAAGCACCGUGUUAUCCACCUGAAGUCUCAGUGUUUUGUUUUUUUAAAGAUAAAUUAUUAGUCUCUCCUGUUUUUCAAAACAUGUUCGUUGAGUGCUUCUGAGCAAAGGUCAUUAUGAUUAGAGUUCUUAAAGGUGGAAAUUUAAACAGUUUUAUAUAUCUUGAAUUUUGAAGAAUUACUAGUAUUCCUGAGAAACUAAAAGUGAUAUUAAUAGUCUACUUGUUUUUUUUACUCUCUUGAAUUUGGUCUAAAAUAUUUGAGCACCAGUCCAUACAGGAUGAUAUAGAAAAUACAGACAUAAAGGUGGCCUCUUUCCAGACAGUUUAUGUUCUAUAUUUAUGAAGUAUUAACAGUUGCAGAUAGGACUUUCAGCUCCUACUUUAUUUCUGGCAUUAUGUUGACUACGUGCUUUAUGUCAAUUCUUUUAUUUAAUUCUCAGAAUAACCCCAUACGUUAGGUCUCUUAUCCCCCUUUGUGCACAAGAGGAAAAAGAGUGACAGAGAAAAAACUAGGCCAAGGUUGAGGUACAUUCUGGUUGGAACCCAAGGACUGGACACCAGAGCCUGUGCUCUUUAAUCGUGCAUUCUAAAAUGAGCAGAGAACAGUGCCACAGGCAAAACUGUAGUACUGGUUACAGGACGAAGACGAAAGAUGAAAACAGAGAUGGGAUCUUUAGUAAGAAAUUGCAUCGAGGUUGAAGUAUGCAUUGCACACCCAGACACAAAUGCAGGAAUGGAAUUUGCUUGAGACCAUGAGUGUUCAGACUGAGUGAUGGCUUCCUGUGGCAUCUGAAGAAGCCUCCCUCAGGGCAUUGGAAAGUCUGAUGACAGAGUUUUUUCAUAACUCUACAACCAAUGAAAGAAAACGUGAGAUAGUUGAUCCAGUCCCCUGUGACAACCCCCCUCGGGCUAAUCAUGUUGAAGACAACUUCAGAAGAGCUGGCUUGUCCCCGGGAAGACCUCAGUGUGGCUCGGAAAGAGGAGUUGCGGAAGCUGCUGCUGGACCAGGUGCAGACAGUGCUUAGUCUACUGACAGGUAUCUUGGAGACUGUCUGGGACAAGCACAGCGUUACUGCUGCCACCCCACCACCAUCCCCAACCUCAGGAGAAAGUGGUGACUUACUGAGUAACCUGUUGCAGAGUCCCAGUUCAGCCAAACUGUUAAAUCAGCCAAUACCCAUCCUUGAUGCGGAGAGUGAGUAUAUCUGUUCUCUGGCCUUGGAGUGCCUGGCCCAUCUCUUCAGUUGGAUUCCUCUGUCUGCCAGCAUCACCCCGUCCCUCCUUACCACCAUCUUCCACUUUGCACGCUUUGGCUGUGACAUCCGGGCCAGAAAGAUGGCAUCAGUUAACGGCAGCAGCCAGAACUGUGUGUUGGGUCAGGAACGCGGCCGGCUUGGGGUCCUGGCCAUGUCCUGCAUCAAUGAACUAAUGUCCAAGAACUGUGUGCCUAUGGAAUUUGAGGAGUAUUUACUGCGUAUGUUCCAGCAGACUUUCUACCUCCUGCAGAAAAUCACCAAGGAUAACAAUGCCCACACGGUGAAGAGCAGGCUAGAAGAACUCGAUGAGAGGUCUGAGGUGGUGCAGGAACCGAGAUUGCCGCUCAUGCAUAGCCAAGGACAGGAGAGGAGGUCCGUGGAGCUGAGAGGUGCCUGGAAGCAGAAAGGUGGUAAUGGAAUGAAGGGUUGCCUGACCUGUAGCUACGUCGAGAAGUUCACUGACUUUCUGCGGCUCUUUGUGAGUGUUCACCUGAGAAGAAUCGAGUCCUACUCCCAGUUCCCUGUGGUGGAGUUUCUGACACUGUUGUUUAAGUACACAUUUCAUCAGCCCACUCAUGAAGGUUACUUCUCUUGUUUGGAUAUCUGGACGCUCUUUUUGGACUAUCUGACAAGUAAAAUUAAAAGUCGUCUGGGAGACAAAGAAGCAGUUCUCAACAGGUACGAAGAUGCCCUAGUCCUCUUGCUCACGGAGGUGUUGAAUCGAAUCCAGUUCAGAUACAACCAGGCCCAGUUGGAGGAGCUGGAUGACGAGACUCUGGAUGACGACCAGCAGACAGAGUGGCAGCGGUACUUACGCCAGAGCUUGGAAGUCGUGGCCAAAGUGAUGGAGCUCCUUCCCACACACGCCUUCUCAACACUGUUCCCAGUUCUACAGGACAAUUUAGACGUUUAUCUGGGGUUACAGCAGUUUGUAGUUACUUCAGGGUCAGGACACAGGUUGAACAUCACAGCAGAGAAUGACUGCCGGCGACUGCACUGUUCCCUGAGAGACCUGAGCUCCCUGCUGCAGGCCGUGGGCCGGUUAGCCGAGUACUUUAUUGGAGAUGUGUUUGCUGCGAGGUUCAGUGAUGCCCUCACAGUUGUGGAGAGGUUGGUCAAAGUCACUCUGUAUGGGUCUCAGAUAAAACUGUACAACAUUGAAACUGCUGUGCCAUCAGUAUUGAAACCUGAUCUCAUUGAUGUGCAUGCUCAGUCCCUGGCUGCUCUGCAAGCUUACUCUCACUGGUUAGCACAGUAUUGCAACGAAGCUCAUCGGCAGAACACACAGCAGUUUGUCACGCUCAUCUCCACUACCAUGGAUGCAGUCACACCUCUAAUCAGCACCAAGGUCCAAGACAAGCUGCUGCUAUCUGCGUGCCACCUACUGGUUUCACUGGCCACCACCGUGAGGCCCGUCUUUCUGAUCAGCAUCCCUGCAGUGCAGAAAGUGUUCAACAGAAUCACCGAUGCCUCUGCCCAGCGACUUGUUGACAAGGCUCAGGUGUUGGUGUGCCGAGCCCUUUCUAAUAUCCUGCUGCUUCCAUGGCCAAACCUCCCGGAGAAUGAGCAGCAGUGGCCUGUGCGCUCCAUCAACCACGCCAGCCUCAUCUCUGCACUCUCCCGGGACUAUCGCAACCUGAAGCCCAGUGCUGUUGCCCCACAGAGGAAGAUGCCCCUGGACGAUACCAAAGUGAUUAUCCACCAGACACUUAGUGUCUUAGAAGACAUCGUGGAGAAUAUCUCUGGGGAAUCCACCAAGUCCCGGCAGAUCUGCUACCAUUCACUGCAGGAAUCCGUUCAGGUCUCCCUGGCCCUCUUUCCAGCUUUUAUUCAUCAAUCAGAUGUAACUGAUGAGAUGCUGAGCUUUUUCCUCACUUUGUUUCGAGGCCUUAGAGUACAGAUGGGUGUGCCUUUUACUGAACAGAUCAUACAGACUUUCCUCAAUAUGUUUACCAGAGAACAAUUAGCCGAGAGCAUCCUUCAUGAAGGCAGCACUGGCUGCCGGGUGGUUGAGAAGUUCCUGAAGAUCCUGCAAGUGGUGGUACAGGAGCCAGGCCAGGUGUUCAAGCCCUUCCUCCCUAGCAUCAUCUCCCUGUGCAUGGAGCAGGUGUAUCCCAUUGUGGCCGAGCGCCCUUCCCCUGAUGUGAAGGCUGAGCUGUUUGAGCUCCUUUUCCGGACACUCCAUCACAACUGGAGAUACUUCUUCAAGUCCACUGUCCUGGCCAGUGUCCAGAGGGGGGUUGCCGAAGAGCAGAUGGAGAAUGAGCCUCAGUUCAGUGCCAUCAUGCAGGCUUUUGGACAGUCCUUUCUCCAGCCUGACAUCCACCUAUUUAAACAAAAUCUCUUCUACUUGGAGACACUCAACACCAAGCAGAAGCUGUACCACAAGAAGAUCUUCCGGACCACCAUGCUGUUUCAGUUUGUGAACGUGCUGCUGCAGGUCCUGGUGCACAAGUCCCACGACCUCCUGCAGGAGGAGAUCGGCAUCGCCAUUUACAACAUGGCCUCUGUGGACUUUGAUGGCUUCUUUGCAGCCUUCCUCCCUGAGUUCCUGACCAGCUGUGAUGGUGUGGAUACCAACCAGAAAAAUGUCCUGGGGCGGAAUUUCAAGAUGGAUCGGGUGAGGAGAGAGGCCAGGCUACAGGGAAGGCAGGUGUGGGCUCUCACACCCAGUGCCUGUUCAGGGAGGGGGGCAGGCUGCCUUCAUGUGUGGUUUGUACCCCUGUGGUUCCGAGGCAGCUCGUGCCAUUCCUGGAUGACUUGGUGCUGUGCCUGGAUUGAGGGGUACGUGCUCUCCCCAGUCCUGCUGCUUUGUCUCAGCUCCUUGGUACUUACUGCACCCCAGUGAGCACCCCUCUGACCAGCCGCUGUUGUCUCAUGGGUCGUGAGCCAUUGCAGCCCGAACUUGCAGACUUGCAGAGAGGCUGAGGAGACCAGUGUUCUGCUGCUGCUUCUCUGGGUCCCCAGGCUUAAAGGUCCUCGGCUCUUCCCAGACCUCCCUGCCUGGCUGCAUGGCCUGAACUGCUCUCAGGUCCUGGGAGGAGCCCUCACGGUGCUCACCCUCUUGUCGCCUGCCUGGGGAAGGGCUGGUGGGCUGGCCCACCAGGUGCCCAGCUUUUCUCGUCCUGGGCCCUUCUUUCUGGGCACUUGCCUUCCCUCCUCCUUCCUGUUUCAGCUGCUAAGCCUCUGCUGCUUGCUCGAUCAACUCUCCCUGGAACUCUUCCUGCGGAACCAGUACUUUUCGUCUUUGACCACCUCCCCCUUGUUGCAAGGGGAUCUUUUAUCCACCUCCUCUUGGUGUCCCAGCUUGGCUCGUGCUUGCCGCCUGUCCAGGGUUUCCCUUCGUCCUCAGGCGUACACGUUGCUCUCGCUGGAGCAGCUCUGCGUCCCCCUUGCUUGUCUGGCUGCGACGUGUGUCCGGGCGGUUUCUCAGACUCGGCUCCGCUCUCCCCUGUCCAGGAGCCUGCCUUCCCCGGCACUGCUGCUCUCUCUCGAGCUUCUUAAACUUCACUUCAGCCACUGGGUACUUUUUUUUUUUCCUUUUCUCGAGUUCAAAUCCUAAUAUUUAAUGAUCAGUUUCUACUGAUAUCAUUAUUAGUCAACUUCUUGAUUUAAAGCAGUGGUUUCCAAAUUUAGUCAUGCAUCGAAGCUCCUGGGUGCUUAUUAAAAAUAUAGAAAUGUAUUCAUGUGUUCUACCAGGAGAUUCAGGUUUGCAUUUGGGAGCCACUGAUUCAAAAGACACCCUUUGGUAAGUUUUUCUGAGGAAGAAAUAAAGUAAUCAGUGCCGUCACUCCCUCCCUCCCUCGCUCCUGUCCGUCUGGAGCUGGCUGCCUCGCAGGCCCUGGGCCAGCUGUUGGGCGCCUCUCUGCCUUCAGAGGGUCUCGUCGGGAAGACUGGCGGCAGCGCUGCUGUGGACUGCAUGGGCUCUCUGACGUGUAGGGUCUGUUGUCAACCCGUUUCCCAGGUGAACCCAGGCUCAGGAAGGUCAGCAGUCAGGUGGCAAGUGUGGAACUUGGGACCGGCAGAGCCAGGGAGAGGAGUCAGACCUGGGCGCUCUGGCUGCGGCCUGUGCGCAUGCCCACAAGCAGGGGGAGCGGGGCCCUUGGCGAGCUGGGAGCGGACAUGCUGCCCUGCAGCCAGGCCGUUGGAGGUGUCAGGCCUUUUUGGCAGAGGCGGCCUCGUGCUGUCCUUUGAAGAGGAGGGGAGGCCAGGGGACGGUGGUGGAGUGGAGGAGAGCUGAAGUGCCUCACUGUGCUCUGAGCCUCACCUCACCCGGGGCUGCAGCAGGGACCCGCCUGGCGCCCCUGGCCAGGCGGGAGCCACCCUCUGACAGGGAACCACCGUUGCUCCGCCUGUUGCUGUUAGUCUGGCAUCGCUGAUCACGAUCUCCAGGUGAGGGUGCGGGCCUCGGCCGUCUCGUGGUGCUCGUGCUGGUGUUGGGGCCAGCAGGAGGUGGUCAGCAGGUGAGGGGGCAGGCACAUGCUGGCUCCUGCCAGUGUGUCGCUCCUGAGUGUCCCUGGCCUGGCCAUGGUGAAGGAGAGAUGCAUGGCAGCCAGACCAGUGUCCCCUUCCCCACCUGCCUUGUCACUGCGGCAGGUUUCUUGAGCUCUCUGUGCUUCACCACCUUCAUCCUUAAAACGGUGCUGCUAACAGAACCUGCGCCCCAGGCUUGUGGUGAGGGUGACGGCAGGAGUGUCUGCCUACCUGGCUGGAGUCUGGCCCAGGGUGUGUGCGAGGGAGCCCUCCCCGCCGUUCUUUCCCCCACGGUACCUUUGCUCACACGUGGCGCGGGAAGGAGUGGACGUGGUGCGUCGUGUACUAUGUUUGCAGAGCUCUGGAGCACACCCUGGGGUGGAAGUGCUGGUGGGGCGGGCGGGUGACU
Messenger RNA from Molossus molossus (Pallas's mastiff bat), 7168 nucleotides. RefSeq names its product exportin 6 (gene XPO6). The record is from RefSeq and is a predicted model, not a curated record. Bases 1946 to 5134 code for a protein of 1062 amino acids. Gene Ontology annotation, biological process: protein export from nucleus. The transcript has 24 exons. NCBI's taxonomy places the organism in Eukaryota, Metazoa, Chordata, Mammalia, Chiroptera, Molossidae. Gene Ontology annotation, molecular function: nuclear export signal receptor activity; small GTPase binding.